AUGGCGGCAGAUAUUAUGGACCAUCUGAUUAAAUCGAUGUCCGAUCUGCCAACCUCGUAUGAUGUCCACAAGAACUCUUUCAUCAAGAACACACAAACGAAAACUCCUCUUCAAGUUGCGGCGGCGAUCGACGGAGUGGAUACGUGUCGGCGCCUCGUUGCAGACGGCGCCGCCAUCAACGCCAAGUGCCAAGACUUCAACGCCACCGCGAUGCACUACGCAGCGUUGAACGAGAAGCACGGAUUGGAGGUGAUUGAGUACUUCACUUCUUUGAAGAUGAGAGUUGAUACCAAGGACAAAAACGGAAAGGAACCGAUCUUCUAUGCGAUCAGAGCGAAGAAUUUUAAAAUUGCGGAAAAAUUGCUCAAAUUAAUGUUUCCUAAAGGGGAGUUAAGCAAGAACAAUCUGCUGCACAUUUGUGUGAAGAUAAAUAAUUUGGAAAUGGCUAAAAUCGUGCACAGCAAUGAUAAGGGACUUUUAAACAAAUAUGGAGAGCAUGGAAGGUCAACGAUUCACGUAGCAGCUUUCUACGCCGAUCUGGAAAUGUGCAAGUGGCUUUUGAGCGAAGGCGCCGACGUUCGAGCUUUAACGGAGAAUGAAAAUGAGCAAAACGUGCUUCACUGUGCUGCAUACAACACAUCGCACGGCACUGAACUGGUGCAGUUUUUUGUUUCCAAUUUUGACUUUGACGUGAAAGCAAAAGACAAACUCGAUUUUACGCCUCUUCAUAAGGCAUUGUUCAGGGACAACAUCAAAACUGCCGAAGAAUUGAUGAAACUCGGUGCAGACCUAACAGCAAAAAGGGUCACCAAUGACUCCAACAAUUUGGAAAAUUUGAUGCACUGCUGCAAGGAACCCUUUUUAUUUGAUUUUCAUGAAUUCGAUGACAUGAUCAAGGUGCACUCCAUGCAGCAGCCAAACAUAAAGAUAUAA
Molecule: messenger RNA, 933 nt
Organism: Cloeon dipterum
Lineage: Eukaryota; Metazoa; Arthropoda; Insecta; Ephemeroptera; Baetidae
Product: serine/threonine-protein phosphatase 6 regulatory ankyrin repeat subunit B-like
Exons: 2
Coding region: 1-933 (310 amino acids)
Molecular function (GO): protein binding
Source: RefSeq, a predicted model, not a curated record